UGGUUGUUGUAGUUGUAGUGGGAGUUCGUCGGCGUGUUUGCGUUUCGCUCGCUCGUUUGGCGAUUUGCUGGGAUUACUUGCCAGUUUAUUUGUGGCAAAAGCGCAUUUAAUUCGGAGGAAGUGAGUAGUGAGUGGCGAAAAGGGAGACGCACUUCCGCGCUGGAAAGGCGGAGUGAAUCGAGUGCAUGCGAAUGGGUGUGGAUAGCAAAUCGAAGUGCAAGUGCGGGCCAGCGAAUAAGAGGAAGUGCGAAGCCGAAAAGGAAGCGAAGCAAGGUGGGCAGUGAAAAGUGCAACGAAAGCGGCAGAGGGAACUGCAAUAAAUCAACAAAAAAAGGAAAAUAUUCUACGUGACGCGAAAUUAAAUGCGCUCGCUCCUUCUCGCUCGCACGGGCGCCCCGUCUCUUUCCCCCGCGCUCUUUGUUGAAAUUUAACUGCGAGCAGAACAGGGUCAAAAAAAAACAAAAAUAAAAAAAAAAAAAUAAAGAAACACGUCGAGAAAUACUCGUGUAUAUAGAGUUCUAGGUAAUUCCUACCUUCCGUUUUUCGCGGUUAACGCGCGUGAUUCAUAAACCCGUCUUCAAGAUACGAAACCAAAAACAGAAAACACAGCGUGCAUUGAACCUGCUGGAAGCGCUGGCCACCAGGAAUCGCUUCAGUCAUGGAAAACAACAUCUGUGCAAUAGUCGAAUACGAGUAUGCGGCCAAGGAGCCGGACGAGCUGGAUCUCCAGAAAGGUGCCAUCAUCCAUCGGAUCAAGCAGAUGCCCGGCGGCUGGUGGCAGGGCACCCUGAAGGCCUCCGGCGUCACGGGUAUGUUUCCGGAUAACUUUGUGCGCGUGCUGGAGUCUGGAGUCAGCAGCAAUGGCAACGGAACCACUGGCAGUGGCGACCACAUCGAGGAAGGCGCCGCUGUGCAGCUGAGGGACAAAUCCGCGACAUCGAAUCGCCGCUGCAAAGUCAUCUAUAGCUACACACAAGUCAACGACGACGAACUGACGUUGGCCGUGGGUGAUGUCAUUGAAUUCCUAGGGGAGGUCGAGGAAGGCUGGUGGCGCGGUCGUCUGCGCAGCAAAGUCGGCGUCUUCCCAUCGAACUUUGUGCAACAUAUCGAGCCGUCUCCCGUUUUGGCCUCCAAACGGCCACCGACAAUUGGCGCCACCGUGACCACAUCGGCGCUGACGUCCAAGGCGGCCAAUGUGGCAGCCACAUCCACAGUACCAACCGGCGGAGCAGUGCCUCCUGCGUCCACCAGCACCUCCACCUCCACAACUAAGCAGGCAACCAAGAGCAGGGCAACUGCAGCAGCAGCAUCUGCUCCAGCGGAGCCAGCGGCCAUAGUUUCGGGAUCGGGAGCAGCAGCUGGAGGAGGAGCAGCGGCGGCAGCGGCAGCAGUGCCCAUGUUGCCGCCCAAGCCGCAGCGGGAGUUCUGCCGGGUGGAGUUCCCCUACGCCCCGCAGAACGACGAUGAACUGGAGCUGAAGGUGGACGACAUAAUUGCGGUUAUCAGCACGGAACUGCCCGAUAAGGGCUGGUGGAAAGGAGAAAUCCGCGGCAAAGUGGGCGUCUUUCCCGACAACUUUGUCAAAAUGCUGGCACCCUCGGAAGUUGCACCGAUCAACGAGCCACCGAGUGCCACACAGAUUACGCAGAAUCAGAGGAAGGUCAGCAACACCGCCAGCACCAGCACCCACAUGACCACAACGAACUCAAGCAAUUCCAGCACCACCUCGGUGACCACGCAGCAGCAGAAGGAGCAGAUCGGAGGCAGUUCCUCCACCACAUCGAAGGUGUACAUCAAGAAGACCGGGAGCAGCAGCAACAGCACCUCCAGCACCACCACCACAGCUUCCUCCUCGGCGGGUCGCAAGGAGAGCUUUGGAUCCCGUGACUCCCUGAACGAUAUCCUGAGUGAAACGGGUCUGCCCACCGGCAAUGUGGCUGCCCAAAGGAAAUCCCUGGAGAACAAGAACCUGGACUUGACCAAGCCACCUGGAGUGGGAGCAUCAGUGGCCAUUGGACAGCAGCGGAGCAGCACCUCCAGUGCCACCACCUCCUCAGCCACCACAGUAGCCACUGGACUAACCUCAUCAUCAGUGAGCAAGUCCAUGGAGAACAUGCUGGACGACAAGGUCAAGUCGCCACCACCGCCGGUGCUCAGCAAGAAGCCCAAUGUGCCGCUCAAGAAAACUCCCACCGGCGGAGUUCCUGUGACUGGUAACCUUUUGGGCGGCAAGAAAAAGAAUACCGAUGGAAAACUCACCACUGCCGUGUCCCAUGAUUUGGCGGAUGGUUUUGCGGCCAGCAAGAUGCUUUCAGGUGCUAAUCAACUGCCUGAAUCUGGAGCAGCUGGCAAUGUGGUGAUCCGGAGAGCUGCCACGAUUGCAGUGGAGGAUACAGACUUCGAUCGCGUGGAGAGGGCUUCCAUACUUACGGAUAUGCGGCAAGGAAGGGUCAAGGCGCCAAAGAGACGUCCACCAUCGGCGGCUAUCAAUGUGCUGGGCGAAAGCAAUAACAAUUCCGUAUAUGUAAAUGGCAGUGGAAUGUCAGGAUCCGGUGGAGCAGGAAGUGCCAGUGAGCUGAGUGAAGAUGGCGGUGCUGGUGGAAAGACUUCUGAUGACAAUUCCACCGGAGAGGAACCACAGUUGGCCAAACCGAAACCACGUGAGUGGGAGAAGAAAAAGGCACCCUGGAUGGAGGAGCUGAAGGCCUCGCAGGUCACCAGGAAAAAGACCUCACCCAGUGUGGAGCCACGAGGAGCUUCGGUGGCCGAAAGAACCUCCAAACUCUUUGCAGCCGAGCAAGCUGUCAGCAGCAAUAGCAGCAGUACCACAACGAAAGUGCAAUCUUCAGCGGUGACCUCCUCCAUGUUUGUGGAGAACUCAACGACCAGCAGCUCGGUGAUUACCAGUAGCUCCCACACCACCACCAACGAUGCCAUCAUGUCGCGCAGCUUGUCGGCUGCCAAAGUCCAAACCGCCAGCAGCGACGAGGAGACGAGAGCCACAAGGCCAAACAGUCUAGCUAUACGGAAUCAACGAAGUGUUUCGCCUCUGGUAAAGAGCUCCAAUGCCAGCAGUUCACAUUCCCAGGAGGAGAAGCACUCCAACCAGCUGAACAACCACCAGGACGCCAGUUCCUCAAGGGUGGCCCAGCUGGAGCAACGGGUGGAUAAGCUGGAAGGGCUGGUGCUAAACCAACAGCGAACCAUUGAGGAGCUGGUGAAUGCCCUGAAAUCGGAAGCUGAACGCGUCAAGAUUUUGAGGAGCGAACUGGACAAAUACGCGCAGUGCGUGACGCAAGUUUGAGCCUAGUUGAAUCGCCUUUUAGCUAGCUUUUGAAUCCUUGAUUUUUAGCGUGUGCUGAACUCUACAAUAUACCCAGGCCUAAAAGCGUAGAACGUAGUAGAGUAGAGACCGAACCCAAGACAAUCCCAAAUAUCUGUACUCUGUGUUCUGUACUUAUAUACCAGAAUGAUCUAUCCAAAACCACUAGCGAUCAAUCGUUUUUGCAUGCCAAAACCGUUUUGUUUUUCGCAACAAUACUUUGUAUUCCCCUGUAUAUCUGAUAAUUUCGAUAAGUAUUUUUUAUACACUCGUACAUUCCGAAGAGCAAAAGGGUGUGAUUUCUUUUAGCUGCUUUCGAUUGCGAUUUGUUUUGUUUAUUCGAUUUAUGAUUAUUUUUUAAAGAUGUAUUAAAGUUAUGAGUAAACUGUACUAUAAACUAUAUACCUAACGAGAGAGAAACAUACAAAGUUCGAUGGAGUCGAUGAUGAUGCCUAAAACUUAAGCAAUACCAAUAAAUAAUGCAAAUAAAUACUUCAAUGUUUUCUGAA
Messenger RNA from Drosophila sechellia, 3831 nucleotides. RefSeq names its product CIN85 and CD2AP related (gene cindr). The transcript is spliced from 6 exons. Bases 659 to 3304 code for a protein of 881 amino acids. Gene Ontology annotation, biological process: cell migration; actin filament organization. The record is from RefSeq and is a predicted model, not a curated record. Lineage: Eukaryota; Metazoa; Arthropoda; Insecta; Diptera; Drosophilidae. Gene Ontology annotation, molecular function: protein binding.